Messenger RNA from Clonostachys rhizophaga, 624 nucleotides. The record is from the annotation of a GenBank genome assembly. Lineage: Eukaryota; Fungi; Ascomycota; Sordariomycetes; Hypocreales; Bionectriaceae.
AUGCCCCGGGCCGUUUUGGUGAUCGGUGGAGAUGAAUCCCUCGCUUGCUCGCCGCUUUAUGAUCAACCCUCCGACACAGCGCAUGCUGUGGCCGCUGUGCUGUUAGAUAUCAAUUGGGUCGUGUCUAUUGUUGAUAGCAACGAAAUUGCAGGCCAAGAAGCGGCUGCCAAAGUAAAAGCGAAUUUCUACAGAGCUGAUAUCCAAGAUUGGGCUUCGUUGAGCACUGCUUUCAAUCAGACCGUGCAUAAUCACGGUUGGAUCAAUUUUGUAUUCGCAAAUGCCGGGGUUACAGACCCAAGAAUAUUCUAUGAUUCCCAUUCCAGCACACCUCCUCCGGAACCGGAUUUCUCCCUGCUAGACAUCAAUCUCCAAGGCACCGUCAACACCUCGUAUCUGGCCCAGCACUACUUCCGCAUGAUCAGGCAGGCUCUGCAACAAGACGUCGGGGAUUUUGACCCGAGCUUGGUCUUCACAUCCUCCAUCGCCGCACUGGCUGCCAUUCCCGAGGUGCCCAUCUACUCUGCGGCUAAAAGCGGCAUUGUCGCGUUUGCGCAUGCGAUCGCGCCUCGUUCUUCCAGAAGGAUGGGAUCCGUGUUUCGUCUAUCUGCCCCGGUAGGGUCAUGA